Eublepharis macularius is the source of this 1077-nucleotide messenger RNA. RefSeq names its product cytochrome P450 2J2-like. Lineage: Eukaryota; Metazoa; Chordata; Lepidosauria; Squamata; Eublepharidae. Gene Ontology annotation, biological process: arachidonate metabolic process; xenobiotic metabolic process. The transcript has 7 exons. Gene Ontology annotation, cellular component: cytoplasm; intracellular membrane-bounded organelle. Gene Ontology annotation, molecular function: iron ion binding; oxidoreductase activity, acting on paired donors, with incorporation or reduction of molecular oxygen, reduced flavin or flavoprotein as one donor, and incorporation of one atom of oxygen; heme binding. The record is from RefSeq and is a predicted model, not a curated record. Bases 160 to 1077 code for a protein of 305 amino acids.
GAUACUCUUUGUCAGCACCAUCUAUUUUUGUACAAGUUUACUGCAGACCAUCUGUUCUCAUUGCAGACCAUCUGUCACAACGUCAUUGUGUGGUCCUGAGUUCUGCCACCUCUUUUCCCAGAAAAAAAGCCCUGGAUGUCAUAAUGCUGCCCCAGGAGUAUGCACCUGAAGACAACAAAAAAGGCCGCACAGGUCUAUGGAAACAUUUACACUGUAUGGGGAGGACCUGAGCCCAUGGUAAUAUUGUCUGGAUUCAAAGCAAUAAAAGAAGCGUUGGUAAAGAAUUCAGAAAACUUCGCUGGACGACCAGUGACCCCUUUCUUUAAAGUUGUAACCAAAGAAAAGGGUAUUAUAUUCUCAAGUGGUCACACCUGGAAGCAGCAGCGGAAGUUUGGGCUAGUUACCCUGCGGAAGCUGGGGCUGGGGAAGAAAGGCGUGGAGAACCAAAUACAAGAGGAGGCCCAACAGCUUGUUGAGACUUUUGCUCGUGCAAAGGGGCAGCCAAUUGACCCUUCAAUACACAUCACAAAUUCCGUCUCUAAUGUAGUAUGCGCUCUGGUUUUUGGACACCGGUAUUCUGUUGAGGAUGAGGAAUUUCUCCAGCUGAUGGAAUCCGCUGAUUAUAGCAUAAAAUUUGGAGGUACCAUCUUUCAUCUUCUGUAUGAAGUGCUCCCAGGGAUCAUGAAACAUAUCUCAUGGCCAUACAAGAAGGCAUUUGAUGCUGUAGAUGUUGUGCUUUCACUUGCAAGGAAAGAGAUAGAAAUGCACAGAAGGCAACUGGCAGAGCAUGAUCCAAGAGAUUACAUCGAUUACUAUCUGCUUCAGAUGGAGAAAAGCAAGAAUGACCCCACCUCAACAUAUACUGAGGAGAACCUGGUUCAGUGUAUUUCUGACAUCAUUAUUGCCGGAACGGACACUACCAGCGGCACAUUGCAGUGGACAAUGCUUCUCAUGUUGGUUCAUCAAGAUGUCCAAGGUCACUGCCGGCGCCAGGGUCUCUGGUGCCUGCGGCAACUCCCCUCCCACGUGCGCGCACUACGCGUGUGCCAUGGACUACGCAAUGACGUCAUCGUGUGA